Lineus longissimus is the source of this 940-nucleotide messenger RNA. RefSeq lists its product as uncharacterized. Bases 68 to 910 code for a protein of 280 amino acids. The transcript is spliced from 8 exons. Lineage: Eukaryota; Metazoa; Nemertea; Pilidiophora; Heteronemertea; Lineidae. The record is from RefSeq and is a predicted model, not a curated record.
ACCUGGUUUCUCCGGAACCAUACUCACAGUGGAAACGCGCCAUUCAAGUCAUCAUCGAAAGGUCGCCAUGAUGAACAGGUUUUUAUUGUUGCUGGGUCUGGCAGGGUGCAGUCAGGCCUUUCUGGAAAGCCUCUGGGGUGGGCCUUCAUGGGAUGGCUUGGGAGUGACUUGGGGUAUUAACCCUCUCGGAUGGGCUUUCAACCAGAUGCCAAGGACCGAAUCCGAUGCUAUCUACUAUGGAUGGACCAAGAAUGGCGAUUGCUCAGACAGCGCCUUCUAUCGGGGAAAGAGAUACAUCAAAGAUAACGACCCAGGUGUGAUGUUACUGUUCGAUGUCAAUGGUUACAUCGCCGGAAUCCAGGGCGGGAUUCCUCUGGAUAUCUACCCAUCUCAUCUUAACCUCACAUACGGCAAGGUGAUCAACGUUGAUACCGCCACCAACCUCAUGGUCGAGACCGCAUACUUCGUCCCGCCGCAGGAAAUCUGUUCGAGCGGGCGCACCCAGGACAGAUUCGAUAAUGAGGGCACUGGCUCCAAUCUCUACCUUCAGCAGGGACCAGACCCAGUCAAGGACUCUGUCAUCAUCCCGAGGUUGGAAGCCGAUAUCGGGAACACAAAAUGGAGGAAGGGACGAUGUUUCCGUACUAUGGGUCAGCACUACUGGUACGACUACUCCGAGAACAUGAGCUGUGACGACUUUUACCCGGCUUUCCUGCUCUACAACGCUGGGGAGCUUAAUGCCUUCGGAUGGGCCCUUAACCUCUACCACGAGUCGCCACGAUAUGAACACCCAACUCCCGAUAUCCUGGACAGCUUCUUCAACCCAGUGCCAGUUUGCCUGACCCAGCAGCCAAAAAUGUCUACUAUUCAUAUCUACAUGGACGAUGCACCGCUUCUAAACAUGUGUUAAACAAUUAAAAAAUAUGUUAUUUAUAUUGUU